GGCCGCCCGGGCUUCCCACGGGGGGCAGGCCCCCGGCCCCCUUUGUGCCGGGCAGGGCCGGGCCCCCCAUUUCCAUGAGAGGUUCGGACGCUCCCCUCUCCCCCGCUUCAGUUAAUCUUUGUUCCCCUUUUCUGCUGAGAGGAGAAAAAAAAGAGAAAGAAAGAAAAGAAGGAAAAAAGGCGUGACUUGAUUUUCAAACGAAACUCCCACAGCAAACAAAACCCUUUUAGAGAAAUAAGAAAGGAGGAAGAAGGAAGAAAAGAGGGAAGAAAAAAAAGGGGGCAAGAAAACCCUCCAGGUUUUCAAUUCGAGUGGGAGAGUUGAGCCGAAAGAAAGAGAAAGAAAGGAAGAAAAAUCCUCUCUGCGGUAGAAAGAGAAAAGAAAACUUGGGCUGACAAGAGGGGGGUGUUGGGGGGUGGAAGGAAGUGAGAAAACAAAAGAGAGAUAAAAGGGCUGCUUUUCUGUCUCUCUCUUCCUCUGCUAGCCGGGUUAGGAGGAGCUGUUUUGCAUCCCUUCACGUCAGCCCUGCCUCAUUCCCUUCUUCCAGGGAGGGAGAGAGCGCGAGCGAGAGAGCGAGCGGGGGGAGGAGGGGAGAGAGAGACAGAGAGAGAAAGAGGAGCCGGAGGGAGGGCGGCGGGAGCAGGCGGCGGGCGCGCGUGGAGGCGGGCAGCGGGCGCGCAGCAGCAGCCGGGCGGUGGGCAGCCAGGAGCCCCCGGCCCCGGCCCCGGCCCGGCCCGCCGAGGGCCCCAGCGCAGGAGCCGCGCCCGGACCCAGGCGAUGCCCUCCUAGCAGCCUCCACGGGAUGGAAGGCUUCAUGGACUCAGGGACACAGACGGAUGCUGUGGUGGUGCUGUCCUUGGCCCAGGCCGCCGUGCUGGGCCUGGUCUCGGAAAAUGAGCUCUUUGGAGCCACCAUAAGCGCUGAGGCCUUCUACCCAGACCUGGGGCCUGAGCUGUCAGGGACGGCCCUCGGGGAGCCUGGGCCACCAGGCCCCGAUGUCUACCAGCUGGCCUGCAAUGGGCGGGCCCUGGAGGAGCCGGCGGAGGAGGAGGUGCUGGAGGUGGAGGCAGCCUUCGAAAAGCACACCCGGCGGAAGACACGGCCCCCAGUGCGGCUGGUGCCCAAGGUCAAGUUCGAGAAGGUGGAGGAGGAAGAGGAGCAGGAGGUCUAUGAGGUUUCUGUGUCUGGCGACAGCAAGGACACAGGCCCCACAGAAGCCCCUGCCGAGGUGUCCAGCGGUGCCUGCGAGGCCCUGGUGCAGAGCAGCGCCGUCAAGAUGAUCGACCUCAGCGCCUUCAGCCGCAAGCCCCGGACACUCCGGCACCUGCCCCGAACACCGAGGCCAGAGUUGGACGUGGCCCCGUACGACCCUCACUUCCCAGACCCGGCCCGGGAUGGCUUCCCCGAGCCCAGCAUGGCGCUGCCUGGGCCAGAGGCCUUGCCCGCUGAGUGUGGUUUCGAGCCACCCCACCUGGCCCCUCUGAGUGACCCCGAGGCCCCCAGCAUGGAGUCCCCAGAGGCUGUAAAGCCAGAGCAGGGCUUCGUGUGGCAGGAGGCUGGUGAGUUUGAGGCCGACGCGGCGGGCUCGACAGUGGAGCGCCACAAGAAGGCCCAGCUGGACCGGCUGGACAUCAACGUGCAGAUUGACGACUCCUACCUGGUGGAGGCGGGCGACCGCCAGAAGCGCUGGCAGUGCCGCAUGUGCGAGAAGUCGUACACGUCCAAGUACAACCUGGUAACGCACAUCCUGGGCCACAACGGCAUCAAGCCGCACUCGUGCCCGCACUGCAGCAAGCUCUUCAAGCAGCCCAGCCACCUGCAGACUCACCUGCUGACGCACCAGGGCACCCGGCCCCACAAGUGCCAGGUAUGCCACAAGGCCUUCACGCAGACCAGCCACCUCAAGCGCCACAUGCUGCUGCACUCGGAGGUCAAGCCCUACAGCUGCCACUUCUGUGGCCGCGGUUUUGCCUACCCCAGCGAGCUCAAGGCCCAUGAAGUGAAGCACGAGAGUGGCCGCUGCCACGUCUGUGUCGAGUGUGGCCUGGACUUCUCCACCCUGACCCAGCUCAAGCGCCACCUAGCCUCCCACCAGGGCCCCACCCUCUACCAGUGCCUCGAGUGUGACAAAUCCUUCCACUACCGCAGCCAGUUGCAGAACCACAUGCUCAAGCACCAGAACGUGCGGCCCUUCGUGUGCACCGAAUGCGGCAUGGAGUUCAGCCAGAUCCACCACCUCAAGCAGCACUCGCUCACCCACAAGGGCGUGAAGGAGUUCAAGUGCGAGGUGUGUGGCCGGGAGUUCACCCUGCAGGCGAACAUGAAGCGGCACAUGCUGAUCCACACCAGCGUCCGGCCCUACCAGUGCCACAUCUGCUUCAAAACCUUUGUGCAGAAGCAGACCCUCAAGACACACAUGAUUGUACACUCGCCCGUGAAGCCAUUCAAAUGCAAGGUGUGCGGGAAGUCCUUCAACCGCAUGUACAACCUGCUGGGCCACAUGCACCUGCACGCAGGCAGCAAGCCCUUCAAGUGCCCCUACUGCUCCAGCAAGUUUAACCUCAAGGGCAACCUGAGCCGGCACAUGAAGGUCAAGCAUGGCGUCAUGGACAUCGGCCUGGACAGCCAAGACCCCAUGAUGGAGCUGACGGGCGCUGACCCCUCCGAGCUUGACAGCCAGCAGGAGAUGGAGGACUUCGAGGACAACGCCUACACCUACGCCGGCGUGGACAGCGGGGCCGAGGCCAGCGUCCUCACCGAGCAGGCCAUGAAGGAGAUGGCCUACUACAACGUGCUAUAGCGCAAGCUGGGCCCCCCGGCCGGGGCGCGGGGCGGGGGCGUAGGGUGAGGCCCGGCUGCAGGCUGCACCGCCUGCCGCUGAGAAAGGAGCUACUGCCCCGCCUCCCGGAGUCAUUUGCACCACUAGGGACCUUUAGACCAAACGGAGACUGUACUACUGGCCCCGGCAUCCUGGCAAGGGAAGGUAACGGCAUCCUGGCAAGGGAAGGUAACGCAGGAGGCCCGGGUCUGGUCUCCUUGGCUUGCUGCCAGGGGAGGGUGGGAGAAACGGGGCCGCUGGGGACAGGUCACAAAGGCACAGGCUCUCGGGAUCUCUCCAGGCCCAGCAGAGCUCUUCAGGGGUGCUGACUCGGAGGAGGAGAUCACUUGAGCCACACCUGUCUCUCUCCUUAACCAACCCCUGCCUCUAGGGGUGUCUGAGCUCCCCUUCGGGUCAGCACUGCCCCCAACCUCCACCCCUUCCCCAGCCUGUCCCGGCAGCCAGGCAGGGCCCUCCGCCUUCUACCUCCUGGUGCCCCCACAUGCUCCUCAGCCAGGCCUGCAUGCGGCCCCCACCCUGGCCCACUGGGCGGCAGGGGGAGCCCAGCCCCCAGCUGAUGCCCUCCUAGCCCACCCUCAGAAGGCCCUGCCCUGCAACCCCAUCUGGAAGUGGGUGUCCCUAAAUUGGUGUCAACAAAUGUCAUCCAGUUCUGUCCUGAGCUGGAGCACCGGCCAGGGUCCCCGCCGUGAACACAGCCGGGCCAUGCCUGGCACCGGGCACACACUAAUGAAAUCAGGAGGCGGCCCUUGGGCAAGGGGGCAGGGCAGGAGGGCAUCAGCAGGGACCCAGAGGGGCUGUCGUCAGGGGAGGCCAGGGACCACCUGUGGGGGGAAGGGGGACGAAAGUCGUUUCUCAUUGGUAAGUAUCUUGAGGGUGGGGCAGCCCAGAGCUAGCUGGCCCCCAGGAAAGAGCAACAUAUUUGAAAAGGAAAAUGAAGACCAUAGAGGGGGGAAAAUUUUUUUUUGACCAAAUGGGAGUAUUUUGAAGGUAAUUUAUUUUUUUCUUUCCAAUUCUGUGUCACCUAUUAUCUUUUCUGAUGGAGACGCAUUUCUUUUUCCAAACGUAAGCUUUCUCGUGUGCUGUGUGUGCUUCAUGCUCCCUGCCGAGAGCAGCCUGGCUGGGCUGGGGGCUCCAUGGGGACUGCUGCUCCGGCCCUGGAGGUGCAGCCGCCUGCCUGGAAGGCCGGGCAGCCCUGCACCCUGCCCGGGCCCCCUCCGGAGGCCGACUGGCUGUGCACCAUCCUGGUGGCCAGGGCCGCUGACUGCUCGGCCACCAGCUCGCUCCCUGGCUCACCUGCUGUCUUCCCUCUGUCCCCAAGCCAGCUCCUGCCCCUGGAGCCGAGGACAAGGACUGCAGGUCCAGGGCAGUGCAACAGCACAUUCAGGAAUCCAGGGCCCUGACUCCCACCCACUUGCCUCCUGAGGCCCUGGUGGGGAGGGACAGGCAGGGCUGUCCCCAAAGGCCCAGCUUCAGCUGAAGCUACCAGCUUCAGCCCAAAAACCAGGAGGGGACACAGCUGGGGUGGGGGGAACCACUUUGAAAUACAGCUACCCACAAGGAAGGCCGUAUCCUUAAGCAAAGGACCAAGCCAGGCCUCGGGGUGACUGUGAUCAGGACUGAGGGGUGGACAAGGUGGCCCAAGUGUGGCUCCCCAGACCCCGAGGCCUCUCGGCCUCCCAGGUGCCCGCCAUGACGACCCUCAGGUGGCAGUGACCCCGUCACUGUACAAGACAUUUUCUCCUGCUGAGCAGAAGGCAUCAUCCCCUGCAAACUACCUCUUCCCACAACCUCUUUCUUCCCUGGUACCAAAAAGAACCCUGUACCUCCUCCUCCUCCUCCUCCUCCUCCCCCCUGCCAGCGCAGUGGCCUCGGUCUUGGAAACCGCAGGGAGAAGGUCUGGCCCCCGCGGGGGCUCUCCUCCCCCCCCAGCCCCGCCGUCAGCACCGGCCCUCUGCGAGGUUUGAUACUUGAACGCCCCUGCCCUGUGCCUUGGACCUGGGCAGCGCUCAGAGGAGGAAACAGCACAACUCAUGGUUUGAGCUGGGGGUGGUCUUGGCAAGGCCCCUGUCCUUGCCCCUCCCAACCUUCUCAAAAGAGGCCUGCAGCCUCUCGGGUGACUUGGAAACUCCUGGACGAUUCCAUUCUAACUUAUUUUGACGUGUAUACAAACCAACUGUUUAGAAAUUCCACUUGUGCAAAGCCCUACUGUGUUUUUAUGUUCCUGUUUAAAAGAGAAGUUUACUUAGCAAUAAUUAUAAAUAAAUGAAUAUUCUUUA
Molecule: messenger RNA, 5115 nt
Organism: Lemur catta (Ring-tailed lemur)
Lineage: Eukaryota; Metazoa; Chordata; Mammalia; Primates; Lemuridae
Gene: ZNF710
Product: zinc finger protein 710
Exons: 5
Coding region: 803-2800 (665 amino acids)
Source: RefSeq, a predicted model, not a curated record